CAAGAAAUCCACAUUUCCUAGCUUAGGAGUCCUAAGUUAGGACCUCCAGACUCUGACUCGACGCAGUCACUUCCUGCCAAGAAUCAGCGCCAAAGACGCCGCAGACCAUCGUAUCGCUGCUGCUGCACAAGCACCCGCGGAAGGCAACAACCCAAGUGUCCAUCCGAAUCUGCAGCGCAAAUCCCCACCGCAAACAAACAGGCAAGCGCCACCAGACAGCAGCAAGCGAGCGAAACGUCGUUGUCUCUUUCUUUGGACACCUCCAACGGCUCCCAGUUGACAAUUUGCUUCUCAAGCACUAAGCACCAAUUUCGACUGGCUAAAUACCAAUGCGACGAGUCGGAUGCACGCUAUUUGAGGUCUCGAGCCGCGUCAAGCCGCUCUCGACGCGGCAGCGGCCUCUAGGUCGCGCGUUUGCGACGGCCUCGCGUCUUCUUGAUUGCGAGAACGACACGCAGCGCCUAAGCCGUGUUGUGUCGGCCAAGCACGUGAAUGACAGCCACCAGCACUACCUUUACUACCACAGCAGCAGCCAACACGGGGCAAUGGAGGGAGAGGACGCCGAGGAACACCACCACCACCACCACCACGAACAAGUUAAGGACACGAGCUCCUUCUCCCGCGAAUUUGAGAAGCCUCGGAUGGACGCCAGCUUCCUGGUGAACAACUACACAGCACCAGCACUCGCUGCAGCCUACCAAGACCGCGAAUACACGUUGUGGCUAUGCGCUGAGCUCCUGAGUGAGGGAAAGCUAGACGAACUGGAAGCUGUACUCAAGCCUUACCACGACUUUGCUCAACACGACAUCAAUGCACAGAGGCGAACGCCGCUUGCUAAUGCAUUCAGCAAGCGUCAUCUCGAGCGUAUCCGCAAGCGAUUAAGUCGACUGCCACGACAGAUCACAAAGGCUUACUCAGCACGUGCAGCUGUGGUCAUCCCGCUCUGCACAUUCGAAAGCGAACCGUCCGUACUCUUCACAUUGCGUUCACUCACCGUUGGCAAGCACAAGGGCGAGGUGUGCUUCCCUGGGGGAAUGGUGGACCCCAACGACUCGUGCAUUGAAGGCACUUGUCUGCGUGAGAUGAACGAAGAGGUCGGACUGGCUCCAGAGGGUGUCGAUGUCCUCGGUGUGUUACGCUGCGACUGGUCCAGCGUCACUUCAAUCACAGGCAUUGCCGUCACACCCGUCGUGGGUUUUAUCGGCGAGAUGAGCGACCGGACUGUUGCAAUUAACGAGGACGAAGUGGAGUCGCUCUUCACAGUGCCACUACGCGAUCUGAUGAACCAGGACAACUGGAUCCGCCACAGCAACGCCACUCCAGUCUUCACAGGCGGCCCACACGUGAUCUGGGGACUUACAGCCUACCUCCUGGACAUUUGCCUAUCUGAAGUACUCCAGAUCAGCGACUAAAUUCUGAAAAGAUGAGAAUAUAUUUUGAACUCUGUAUCAAUACAAAUUCUUCUCUUGUUUUUAGAAA
Molecule: messenger RNA, 1479 nt
Organism: Phytophthora nicotianae INRA-310
Lineage: Eukaryota; Oomycota; Peronosporomycetes; Peronosporales; Peronosporaceae
Exons: 2
Coding region: 330-1412 (360 amino acids)
Molecular function (GO): coenzyme A diphosphatase activity
Source: RefSeq, a predicted model, not a curated record